Aegilops tauschii subsp. strangulata is the source of this 564-nucleotide messenger RNA. The record is from RefSeq and is a predicted model, not a curated record. Lineage: Eukaryota; Viridiplantae; Streptophyta; Magnoliopsida; Poales; Poaceae.
AUGUGCCCCGCGACACAAACAAGGAAGGCGACGACAUCGCCAAAAGGGCCUCGAGGCAUCGGCCCCAGGAGUCUGGCUGCGGAGCCUACGCUGCAUCAGGAGGAGCUCCCCCCGCCACCAACGUUGGGAGCCCCGGCCUGCGGCCCGACCUCUGGAGCGCGCUUUCUCCUGACGCUCGAACCCCAGGAGGGGUGCUGGACUGAAGAAUUCAAGGCGUACCUGCUGCAAGGAACCCUGCCGGAGAAGGAGGAGGACGCGGAGUGCGUGGCUCGGCAAGCUACAGCAUAUUGCCUCCGGGAUGGUGAGCUAUACCGGAAACGACCGAAUAAUGUUUCCUUGCGAUGCAUCUCCAGGGACCAGGGGUGUGAGCUGCUAGCCGACAUACACGGCGGAGACUACGGACAUCAUUCGUCGUCGCGCACCAUGGUGGGCAAGGCGUUCCGCAUCGGAUUCUACCGGCCCACGGCACUCAACGACGCAACCAAGGAGGACGGCAGUUGCCCGACGCUCUCCCUCAUGCGCCUCGCGCGGGGGCUGGGCAGGUGUCUGCGCGUGCUGGGCUAG